Pseudopipra pipra is the source of this 5212-nucleotide messenger RNA. It is a transcript of the gene UBR7, whose product is annotated as ubiquitin protein ligase E3 component n-recognin 7. The record is from RefSeq and is a predicted model, not a curated record. Gene Ontology annotation, cellular component: cytoplasm. Gene Ontology annotation, molecular function: ubiquitin protein ligase activity; zinc ion binding. NCBI's taxonomy places the organism in Eukaryota, Metazoa, Chordata, Aves, Passeriformes, Pipridae.
AUACAAGUCCCAAGAUUUGCUCACUUUCCAUAAUACAUAAAAAAAAUUAUGUCAGCAGAACACAUGAAAAUUAACCCCCAAAAUGUUUUUCCUACUAUUAAGUCAGGCAGUUAACUUCUGCGAGAGAAGACUCAGUCUCUAUGGACUGGCUAUCAGGAGUGUUUUAUGCCUGUUCACAGAAGCAUGCACCAAACAAAAACUAGGAACUAAAGCAGCAUUGACAACUUGCCCCUUGCAAGAAGAUUGUUACACUAAUGACAUUCUGCAUGCUGCAUUAUCAUUAAAAAAAGAUCAUGCUGCUUAGCAGAGGGAUUAGGUUAUGCUGAUUCAUACAGCCAAGAACUGUUACACAUAAUGUACUCACAGGUGUUGCUCAAGUAUUUAGACCUUCUCCUCCUCUAAAAUAAACUACAGCAACCAGUGUAGAACACCACUACAUUUCCCUUAGUUUAUGUCCAAUUUUGGUUUUAGAAAGCUUUUCAGAAAAAUCACUCUGCUUUCUUUUUUCUUGUUUUUAGGUAAUGUUGGGAGUUCUGCAUUAGGAGAAUAUUAAGCUGUAAUGUUCCCUUGACUUAGCUACCAAAUGAGCUUAAAAAUCAACCUGGGUAAAACUCAGUGAGGGAAGUAAGUCUAUAGAGAUUGAAUGCUGCAUGAAAAAAAGAGGGAGGGAAAAAAGCUAUUUGGAGAAAACAGGCUUAGGACAAACAGUGGUUUUUGACUUGUGGAAUAGUAAUUAUCAAAGUCACACUGACUUGUCACUUUCCUGGCCGAUAUGAAACCUGAAUUUUCGAAACCAAGAUUCCCAAGUCUUUCAAUCUACUUUGUCUGACUUCUUCCAGGAAAAUACUUGAUUGAUGGGUGACUAAGCCUUUCAGGUAGGCAAAAAUAAUCUUCCAUUGUACAGGAAUAGACAGAGUCCUACACGUUUUUUUAAUUUCGAUACUGUAGUGGUCAUAUAUUGCUUUCUCUCCAUGCAAAUUCUCUUGUACCAUUUUAAGCUCAUAUUUGACAAAAUAACUUUCCAGACUUUAUUGCUUUAUUUUAAAAGUUAAGGUCACAUGAAGAAAUACUGUGACAUGGAAGAAGUCAAUAAAAACAUGUAGCAAUCAGACUUUUAAGAAAAGUUUUGUAUUUGUCAACUAGUUUGCUAAAAAGUACUGUCAGUGUAACACUGUCACCCCAUAAACAACACGCUGCUCACGCCCAGGCCCAUCCUUUCCAUAAAGCUUCCAUAUCAAAGCAGUGUUGGGAUGGGCGUUUCGGUUUUAAAACAGGAGCAGCAGCGCCGUAGGAGCCGUCCCGGGCACCGGGCCCGGGGCACUUACAGUCGGUUCAGCGGAGCGGGGCUGUCUGAGCGCACACCCGCCGCACAGCGCCGCCCUCACGGCUGCUGCACCUUCGUCCGCUUCGGGGGCGGGUCAUCGCCGCUCGCCGCCGUGUCCACGUUGUUUUCGUCCUCGCCUUCAUCCUCUUCGUCGUCGUCGUCCUCGUCGUCGUCAUCCCCGAGAGCACCGCGCCGCGCGUCGCCCGCCGCCUCCCGCUCCUCCUGCACCAGCGGCGCAAGCAGCUCCACCACCCGCUCCUGCAGCUCGGACAGGGCCCCUCGCAGCCCGCGCAGCUGCGCGGCCUCGCCCCCCUCCGCCGCCGGGUACGGCACUCGCACCGUCCGCGUCCGCCCGUCGCGGCCGCGCAGCUCCGCCACCAGCUCGGUGCCGGCCGCCGGCUCCGCCAUUGCCGCCUCUCCGCUCACGUGCCGGGCCCGCCCCGCCCGCCGGUCACGUGCCCGCCGCGCGCCCGGCCCCGACGAACCGCCCCCGAUCACGUGGGGCGCGCGCGAUUCCGCUUCCGCCGUGGCGCCCCCUGGCGCCUCCCCGCGCCCGCGUUUCCCGCCGCGCUUCGCGGCCCGCGCAGCCCACAUGGAGGCGGCGGCUCCCGAGGGCGCCGAGCCGGGCAGCGGCGGCGGCAGCGGCGCCGAGGAGCCCGUGGUGUCCCUGGCGGAGGUGCUGGCGGAGAACGAGGAGCUGGAGAAGGAAGCGCGGGCCGUGCUAGGGGGCAGCGACCACGAGCGCUGCAGCUACUCACAGGGCGCGGUGAAGCGGCAGGCGCUGUACGCCUGCAGCACCUGCACGCCGCCCGGCGCGGAGCCGGCGGGGAUCUGCCUGGCCUGCAGCUACGAGUGCCACGGCACGCACCGGCUCUUCGAGCUGUACACGAAGAGGAAUUUCCGCUGUGACUGUGGGAAUAGCAAGUUCAAGAAUCUGCAGUGCAAGUUACUCCCGGAAAAGGGCAAGGUGAAUGCAGGAAAUAAAUAUAAUGACAAUUUCUACGGAUUAUACUGUACUUGUAAAAGACCUUAUCCUGAUCCUGAAGAUGAGAUUCCAGAUGAGAUGAUCCAAUGCAUAGUUUGUGAAGACUGGUUCCAUGGAAGGCAUCUUGGUGCAGUUCCCCCUGAAAGUGGAGACUUCCAUGAAAUGGUGUGCCAGGCCUGCAUGAAGCAUUGCCAUUUCCUGUGGGCUUAUGCAUCGCAAUUAGCAGUUCCUCCUUUGACCAAAGUGAACUCUCUUGAAGAUGAAGGGAUUGUCCUGAAGAUUGAGGAAAGAGAAGAGCAGAAAAAAGAAAUAAAAAAAGAAAGUGGAGUGGAACACCAAGACACAAAGGAGGAAAAGCAAACGGAACAGUUUAAUGAACCAUCCACCAGCUCUGGGUCUGCCUGUCCUGAGGUAGUUACUAAGAGUGAGGAACCAGUCUGCAAGCUGAAGGAGCUCCAAAGCAAGCCAUUCUUGAAAAAAGAUACUGCUACCUUUUGGCCAUCGAACUGGAGGAGCAAAUUAUGCACCUGUGAAGACUGUUUGAAAAUGUAUUCAGACCUUGAAGUCCAGUUCCUGACAGAUGAAUGUGACACUGUCUUGGCUUACGAAAAUAAAGGUACCAGUGACCAAGAGACGGAGAGAAGAGAUCCUUUAAUGGACACCCUUAACAGCAUGAACAGAGUUCAGCAAGUGGAACUCAUCUGUGAAUACAAUGAUUUAAAGACGGAGCUGACAGACUAUCUCAGGAGGUUUGCAGAUGAGGGAACGGUGGUUAAAAGAGAAGACAUUCAGCACUUCUUUGAAGAAUUUCAGUCACGGAAAAGGCGACGGACUAACAGGAUGCAGUACUACUGUAGUUAGACUGAGAGGGUUUGGGUCUGAAAGGACCACUGGGAAAACAAUAUUCACUGGCAAACAGAAGAGGCAUCUUCAGUAUCUCAGUAUAUCAGCUUCUCAUCAAAAUCCAGCUGUCCAAGAAACAUCUUCAUUUUGUCUCCUACUUUAUUUGUAGCAACUAAAACAUGUUCUUAGAAGGUUCUUACCAUUGCAGUUAGAGGGAUUUUGGUACCGAUCGACUUUGCAUUCCCCCAAAAGCCAGCCUUGUCUCCAGGGAGAGUUGGCUUGUUACCAGAACAGUGUGUCACUGUUUGUUCCCUGUAGCCUUUUACCCUUUAGUCUCCUGUCAGUGCCUAGAGCUGUAGGCUGUGCUAAACCCACCUGGGCUCUGCCUGCCCUGCCCUCCCCUCUCUGCAGUGCAGGGAACGAGCUCCUUGCUUUCCUGCUGUAAAUGGCUCUGUCUCGCCCUUUGGGGUGCAGCAAUUCUGGCCAGGGCUUCCUGCACCCAGGAGGUGUCUGUUCCUGUGCAGGGCUCGUGGCUCCUCAGUGGCUGGAGCGGGCACAGUUGUGGCUGUGGGUGACCCACGGGUCCCUCCAGGGCAGCCAAACCACGUGUCACUGCUGCCUGCUCGCUCACUGCUGGGGAAGCGCUCCCUGGGCAGGUCAGAAAUGGGGAAUCAGAGGUUAGGCUUGAUGCAACAGAAUGUUCUAUCUGGUUUUAUACAUUAAAAAACCUGUUUCUAAUAUUGUACAGUGAUAUUUUACAUGAAAAAAAUUGUCACACGAUCUCAAUUCACUUAUUAGAAUAUAAACAAUAUCGAGGAGGAGGUACUGAAUUACAAACCAAGCAUGGGGGGUUUGUUAUAGGACUUGUAAUGUGCUUUGAUUUCAAAAACUAGCCUACAGCAAAUUAUUCUACUUCAUAAAUGUUGCUGAAAACCCUGAAGCAUCCUGGUAUUUUGCUACAGUAUGAAACAUGAUCUUUUUAUAACCACUGUGAUAAGCAUGGGAGAUGUUUCACUGACUUUUAAGACUCUACACUUAGCUGCAAUUAAGAAUUGACUUUUUGUAAUUUUUGGAGCCUAAUGUAGUUCUUAGUUUUCUUUAUCCUCAGCCCCCAAAACAUACAUUAAAGUUCUAGUUUUUGAGGAUUUCUAUACCGUGGGGUACUGUUCUGCUUCUAUGUUAAUGAUUUUUGAGAACAAAGACCUUUAUCAUUCUCACUAUUAACUGUUUCUGACCACUUUAUUUACAAAAACUAGUUGUAGCAUAGAGGCUCAGCUCAUCCGUUUCAUAGAAUUACAGAAUAUGCUGAGUUAGAAGGGACCCAUCAGGAUCAAUUCCAAUUCCUGGCCCUGCACAGGGCACCCCAAGAAUCCCACCAUGUGCCUGAAAGCAUUGUCAAAUGCUUCUUGAACUCUGUCAGGCUUGGGGCCGUGACCACUUUCCUGGGGAGCCUGUUCCAGUGCCCAAACACCCUCAUACCCAACCUGAACCUCACCUGACUCAGCUUCAGGCCAUUCCCUCAAGUCCUGUCACUGGUCAUAAUAGUGAAGAGAUCAGUGCUUGCCCGUCUUCUUCCCUUUGUGAGAAAGCUGUGGACUGCCACACUGUCUGUCCUCAGUCUCCUCCAGGCUGAACAGACCAAGUGACCUCAGCUGCCUCUCUUAUGGCUUCCCCUCCAGCCACUUCACCAUCUUUGUUGCCCUCCUUUGGACACUCCAAUAGCUUAAUACCUUACUUACAUUGUGGCACCCAAAACUGCACACAAUAUUCAAGGUGAGGCCACCCCAGUGCAGAGCAGAGCGGGACAAUCCCCUCCCUCAACCAGCUGGCGAUGCUUUGCCUGAUGCCCCUCCAGGACAGGGUUGGCCCUCCUGGCUGCCAGGGCACUGCUCACUCAUUCCAACUCGGCAUUGAUCAGAACCCUCAGGUCCCUUUCCUAGUUGCUUUUAAAUUUAACUCCAGGUAUUGUACAUGCUGUUUUUUGGUAGCAACUGUUACAGGAGCUGUAACUGCACAUCUAACUACAAUAUAAAAAGAAUUAAAGAACUGUUCAAUCUGUA